UCAAUCAAGCUGAGACGAAUUAGUGUAUUAUUCCAAUUCGUGUCCAUUAAAUCAAUUUAUAACUAGCAGCAUAAUAAGUACCAUAUUGGAAUUAGCAUUGGUUACCUAACCAAGUGAAGUAGGUCUACAUGCUAGCAUAGUGUAGUGUAGUGGGCCAAUUGGAAGUUAAAACUAACUCAUAAUACCCAAACUAAUCAAGGUUGGACAACCCUCCCCUCAGUUAAGAUAAAACAGAAAACUGUCGUCCCCAAGUCAGACAUACGGCAUGCUACCCGCGGGGAUGAUGCCCGGGAGGGUAGGAAUAAUGCCAGAACAAAACAACCCGCUUCAAAUGUCCUGGCAUGAUAGCAGUUGGGUUCCUAUAUUGAACCCGACUAACAUUAUGGACUACUUUUCUGACCGCAACAACCCAUUCUACGACCGAACAUGCAACAACGAGAUCCUUAAAAUGCAACGGGCAAGCCUGGACCAGCUCAAUAACAUGACGGGUUACGAGUACAUACUAUUGCAUGUUCAAGAUCCAAUCUUGUACGUUGUCCGCAAGCAACACCGCACGUCCCCCACACAAGCAACGCCACUUGCAGACUAUUACAUCAUCGCAGGCAUCAUUUAUCAAGCUCCAGACCUCUCCAAUAUCAUAAAUUCAAGAAUUCUGGCGUCAGUGCAUCACCUGCAGUCAGCGUUAGACGAGGCGAUGGGCUACAGCAGGUACCACCCUAGCAAGGGAUACACCUGGGAGUUGAGAGGCGACACGACCAAAGUGAAGAAAGAGACGCAACGUGAGGAGCCGAGCUCAGUGUUCCAGAGACAGAGAGUGGAUAUGUUGUUGGGGGAGUUGAUACACAAGUUCCCUUUGCCGAUAAUGCAGCCCCCUCCGGCCACCAAACCACCUCCUUCUGAACCGGAAAUAAAAACCGAACCAAGAGAAAUCAAACAGGAGAUUAAACAAGAAAGUAUGAAACCUCCACCAGAGAAGAAACCAAGACUAAACUAAAGUGAGGUAUGCGUUUAUUUAUGGCCAAUACUUAUUUAUCUGUAAAUAUGAAUUAAAUACCCUUUUAUAUGUAUAUAGC
Molecule: messenger RNA, 1073 nt
Organism: Macrosteles quadrilineatus (aster leafhopper)
Lineage: Eukaryota; Metazoa; Arthropoda; Insecta; Hemiptera; Cicadellidae
Product: mediator of RNA polymerase II transcription subunit 6-like
Exons: 6
Coding region: 266-994 (242 amino acids)
Biological process (GO): regulation of transcription by RNA polymerase II
Cellular component (GO): mediator complex; core mediator complex
Molecular function (GO): transcription coactivator activity
Source: RefSeq, a predicted model, not a curated record